AGGGAAGGCAGCGGGACAAUCUCUGUGGCCAGCUUUUGGAUCAAAGUCUAAGUUCCUAAACAACAAAAUGAAUGAGCUUUCCAAGAAAAUAUGUCCAUGGAAGCAUCGGUUGUAAGCAUCAGAGGUGAAAAACCAUCAUCAGGAGAGAGGAACAUGAUGGACACCAUGAAAGAGUUGAAUCCCACAGUGGGGAAGUACUUCCAAGAUACACAAGGGGAUGAGAAGCUCAGUCCCAAGAAAGCUCCAAGCUUAUGUUCCACUCGCUAUGGAAUAGCUUUUGUCACACAUCUCUGCAACUUCGUACUAGUGGCACAAAAUGUUGUCAUGAACAUCACCAUGGUAGCCAUGGUCAACAGCACAAACCAUCAGUCCCAGUUUAACGACUCCACUGAGGGGCUGCCUGUUGACCCAUUUGGUGACCCAAAUGAUUCCCCGAAGAGUCUUCCUACAGGGGCCCCUGUGUAUGACUGGAGCCCUCAAAUCCAGGGCAUCAUCUUUAGUUCUAUCAACUAUGGCAUGAUCCUGACACUGGCUCCCAGUGGAUAUCUGGCUGGAAGAGUAGGAACAAAGAGAGUGGUUGGUGUUUCUUUGUUUGGAUCCUCACUUCUCGUUCUCUUCACCCCUCUGGCAGCCAACCUUGGACUAGUGUUCCUCAUUGCAACUCGAAUACUUCAGGGCCUAAACCUGGGGGCAGGAUAUGGGGGUCAGUUUGCACUCUGGGAAAAAUGGAGUCCUCCACAUGAACGAAGCCGACUCUGCAGCAUUGCUGUAUCAGGAAUGAUGCUGGGAAGCUGCAUUGCCGUCCUCCUGGGUGGUCUCAUCAGUCAAGUCCUUGGGUGGCCUUUCGUCUUCUAUAUCUUUGGAGGUGUUGGCUGUGUCUGCUGCCUUCCCUGGUUUGUUUUGGUUUAUGAUGACCCUGUCACUCACCCUUGGAUAAACACUGUAGAAAAAGACUAUAUCACAUCCUCCUUGGCCCAACAGGUCAGCUCUUCUAAGCAGUCUCUUCCCAUUAAAGCUAUGGUUAGAUCUCUGCCCCUCUGGUCCAUAUGUUUUUGCUGUUUCGGCCAUCAGUGGUUACUCAACACAAUGAUUAUAUACACACCAACUUACAUCAGCUCUGUGUUCAACAUCAAUAUCAGAGAUAGUGGGUUUCUGUCUACCCUUCCUUUUAUUACUGCCUGGGUCAUUGGUAUCCUGGGAGGCUACCUGGCAGAUUUCCUUCUGACCAAGAGUUUUAGGCUUGUUACGGUGAGGAAAGUUGCCACAGUUCUAGGAAGUAUCCCCUCUUCAAUACUCCUUGUGGUUCUGCCCUAUGCUGCCUCCAACUACAUCAUAGCAGUGUGCCUUCUGACACUCUCCUCUGGACUAAGCCUGUUGUCACAGCCAGGGAUGUACAUCAAUGCCUUAGACAUUGCCCCAAGGCAUUCCAGCUUUCUCAUGGGAGCCUCCAGGGCGUUUGCACAGAUCUCUGCUGUCGUGGUACCCACUAUCAGUGGAUUUCUCCUCAAUCAGGACCCUGAAUUUGGGUGGAGGAAUAUCUUCUUCUUGUCUUUUGCCAUUAACGCAUUAGGACUUAUCUUCUACCUUAUAUUUGGAGAAGCAGAUGUCCAAGACUGGGCCAAAGAAAGGAAACUCACUCAUUUAUAAAGUUAUCCCACCUUGGAUGGAAAGUCAUUAAGCAUCUUAUUUCAUAAAUCAGAAGACUUCAGUGAUGGAAAUACCAACAGAUGGAAUUUUCCUUGCUGUGGCUCUUUUCAGAUCUGAGAUCUUUAUUUUACUCAAAUUUCUUUUUGAGGAAAAUAUAUGAUGAAUGGAAAUUCAAAUAAAAUGGUAGCCAAGAACAAAGUCAUCAUCUUUAAAGAAUUAACAGUGUAUUGAGAGGAGAUGCUGUUUGGGAGCCUGUAGGCUAGAUUCAUGGUUUCUGGAUCUCGAAACAGGAAACAAUAUUUAGAAACUCUUAAUUGAGGGCAGUAAACUCACUAGGGUGAUGAUUCCUUCUAUUUGAGAAAAUGAAUAUUAAUUUAUAUUUGUUGGGCUGGAUAUUGUCCAUGUGCUCUUUUCUGUGUUCUACUCUCCUCCAUCCUGCUCAGACCCCAGGAGGCUGACCUAGGUGGUUUGCAUCCCACAGUUUUUGUCCACUGGCUUCUGCUGGAUUUUGACUGGAGGCAGGAGAAUGGGGAGAAGGAGUGUUUAUCUUUUAAGGUUCCCCCCAGUGGGCACUGCAGGUGACUGAUCCUUCCUCUACAGUUCACAGCUCCUAGCAGAGAGCCCUCUCCAAACAUCUGUCAACUUCUCCUCUUCCUCUAUUCUUUCAGACCUUUUUUUGGCCUUUAUGUUGUGAGCUCUGGGAUUCUCCAGACUAUCUGUGGUUUCCUUACCAUCUUCCCAAUUCUGUGUAAAUGGUCUCAUUUAACACUGUCUUCAAGUUACCCAGUGUGAGUCUGCUAUGUUUCUCCCCCUAGAAUUCAACUACUUUCAGUAAAAUCGUAUAUAAAGCUCAAAACAUGAAGUAGGUACUAUUUCUUGAAAUUAUAUUUUAUAGGUAUCAGUAGGUCCUAGGGGCCACAACUAUGUUCUAGCUUGCUCCCCAUGGUGAUUUCUAACAGGUAGAACAGAGGUCAUAGCCAUCAAGUUAAUUUGCAUAGAAGGGAUCUGAAGGGCACUAGUUCUGAGUGAAAAAUUAGGGCAAGGAUAUAGAAGAUCAGAUUUGAAUAAACAGCAACAAUUACUGAGCUUUUGCAUAGUCUAGACUUGAGGCUCUUAGAACACUAGAGUAAAUUAGAAACCAUCACUAUUCCCCAUUCAAAUGUGGAAGACAGACUUAAUAAUACACAGCAGUGCAUUGUCUUAGGUACAAUAGCAGGGGGUCAUGCACAUCAUUAAGGGAGACCAGAUGAGGUGUUCUAAUGCUAAGCUGAAGAACAGAGAGGAGCUCUCCUUCUGCAAGUAAUUCUUGAGCUACAUGCUUUAUUCUUUUCUUUUUAUAGCCGCACCUUCAGGAUAUGGAACUUCCCAGGCUAGGGGUCAAAUUGGAGCUACAGCUGCUAGCCUACACCACAGCCAGGGCAACACCAGAUCCAAGAUGCCUCUGUGACCUAUGCCACAAGCUGUGACGAUGCCGGAUCCUUAACCCACUGAGCAAGGCUAGGGAUCGAACCCACAUCCUCAUGGACACUAUGUCGAGUUCUUAACCCACUGAGCCACAACAGGAAUUCCCAUGACCUAAAUGUUACCUGAGGAGUGUUAGAGUAAAAUUUUCCACUUUGGGGCCCAACUUGUGAAAAAGCAUAUAAACAAGAAAAAGAAUGGCUUCUGAAGGGAAUCGCUUGCUUACAUGGUCAGUGAGUAAAGGGCAGAAGAUUAAGUUAGGGAGGUGGGUGUGAUCAGAGCAUGUUUGUCAUGUUAGAGAGCUUGAGAGGUACACCACAGGCAAUAGUGACAUGGGCAGAUUUUCCCUCUAGAUAGAACACUCUGGCCCAAUUCUAGAAUCAGGAAGAUUAGUCAAUGGUCUACACAGUAGCACUGAGGACUGAACAAGGGAUGGAGGAACUGGGAUGGAAAGAAAAGUGACAUGAAUCAUGUUUAGGUGCUGGGAUUAAAAGAUCAUGGCAUUCGGUUAGAUAAAUGCAGGAGAAGAGAGGGGGUUAAGGAGUCCUGGGUUUCUAACCUGAGAUACUGGCUAGAGAGUGGUCUGAAUAACUAAGUCAGAGAAUGAAAAAGGGCCCUUUUCAGAGGAAGAUAAUGAGUUGACUUUGGGACAUGCAUUAGUAAAAAAGUGGGAUAAGCAAGUGGGUAGGUAUAUUAGUUUACUGGGCUACCAUAACAAAAUACCAUGAGCUAGUGGCUUAAACAGUAGUAGUUUAUUAUCGCACAGAUCUAGAAGUCCAAAAUCAAAAUUUCAGCAGGGUUGUUUCUUUCUGAGGUUUGUGGAGGAGAAUCUGCCUCAUGCCUCUCUUCUGGUAGCCUCAGUCAUUCUUUGGCUUGCAGAUAGCUUUAUCUCUGUGUUUUUGUAUCAUCUUCCCUCUCUCUAUAUCUGUAUCUGUGUCAGAAUUUCCCUGUUUUAUAAAGACACCACCUUAAUGCCUUAAUGAGUGAAUGGGAAAGUCAUCUGCAAAGACCUAUUUCCAAAUAAGGUGACAUUUGGAUUUCAGCAUCUUUUUGGGAGACACAAUUCAAUGCAUAACAGCAAGCCCAGCAUAGAGCCAGUCCAUAAAUCUGAAAUUUAUAAAAAGGACUAGGAUAAAGACAAAGUUAUAAGAUGUAUAAAGGUACAGAUGUUCAGUACUGAAGCCUUCAAUGUUUAUGUUCAUGAAGAGCCUGUGAAUGAAAAAACACCAAACCAAGGAUUGAAUGCCAACAUUCAGGAAUGGGCAGAAUAAGAAAUGCCCACAUGUAACAGAGCUGAAAGGGUCAGGCUUGUAUGUGUGAAGAACAAUGGGAGAACAUUUAUCAUGAAAACUCAUGAACAUGGCCUUUAAGAAAGAUCAGCAACUAGUUUACUGCAAUUCAGUUACAUGAGGUCAGGAAAGAAACACAAUUAUCUUGUGAUUAGAAGUUCAUUGGUAGGGUUUUCAUGACAUUUUUAGCAGAGAUAUGGGUAGGCAGGUCAUUUUGCAGUUUGUUGGUGAGAGAAUGGGAAUGAGAGAGCAGAGAAAGCAAGAAACUAUUUUAUAAAGUUUAGUUGUGAAGAGGAACAUAGCCAAAGGAAAAUAGAAAGGAAGAGUGACCUAAGGGGUAAAGGGACUGGCCUGAAGGAGGCUUUGGGGAAGAAACAGUGGAGCAGGAGUGAAGUUAUUGAAGGACCGGGUGGAAAGAUGAAGCAAGGUCUUUGAAAACGCAAUAAGGAUUCAGAUACAGGGCUUUGCCUUGAAUAUAUAGAAAGAAAAUAUAAAAUCAGAAACAUGAAUUGUCCCUUUAGUGAAGAAGCAACCUAUUUAAUGGGAAAGAAUAUUUGCAAAUCAUGUAUUUGAUAAGGGGUUGAUAUCCAAAAUGUAUAAAGAACACAUACAACUCAGUAACAAAGAAACAAUCUGAUUUAAAAAUGAGUGGAAGAACUGAAUAGACAUUUUUCAAAAGAAAACAUAUAAAUGGCCAAAAGGUCCUUGAAAUGAUGCUCAACAUCAUUUGUCAUCAAUGAAAUGCAAACCAAAACCAAAGAUGAUAUCUUUACACCUGUUAAAAUGGCCAUUAUCAAAAAGAUAAGCGAUAACAAGUGUUGGAGGGGAUAUGGAGAAAAGGGACACAUUUUUGAUGAGACUGUGAACUGGUGCAGCCGCUAUUGGAAAACAGUAUGGUGGUUCCUCAGAAAACUGAAAAUAGAACUAUCACAUGAUCCAUCAACCUUCAUUCUGAGCAUAUAUAUCCAAAGGAAAGGAAAACAGUAUCUCAAAAAGACAUCCAUACUACUAUGUUCACUGCAGCAUUAUUCAAAUAGCCAAAAUAUAUAAACAACCCAAGCGUCCACCAAUGAUGAAUGGAUACCUAUCAUAUCUAUCUAAUCAUAUCAUAUCAUAUCAUAUCAUAUCAUAUCUAUCAUCUAUCCAUACAUCCAUCCCAUCCAUUUAUCUAUCCAUUUCAGCCAUGACAAAGAAAUUCUGCCCAACAUGGAUGGAAUUUAAGGCAUUAUGCUAAGUGAACUAAGUCAGAUAAAGGCACAUAUCACUUACAUGGGAAAUAUAAAAAGUCAAAUUCACAGAGACAGAAAUUAGAAUGGGAGUUACCAGGGGUUGAGGGACAAGGAAAAAGUUCAGAGUACAAACUUCCAGUUAUAAGACAAAAAAGUUCUGGAGAUCUAAUGUCCUGAAUAGUGAUUAUAGUUAGUUAAGACUGUAUUAUACACUUAAAUGUUGCUAAAAGAGUAAAUCUUUUACUCUUUUAAAGUUCUUAACACAAAAAAGAAAUGUAAUCAUGGGACAUGAUGGAGGCGUUAGCUAAUACCAUGGUGGUAAUCAUUUUGCAAUAUAAAUAUUUUGAAUCAACACAAUAUACACCUUAAACUUACACAAUGUUGUAUGUUAAUCAUAUCCCCAAAAAGUAGGGAAAAAAAAAGAGAGUCCAUUUUUUUCUUAGUAAAAUGCAAGCUGCCUACACUGUUGAACAAAAUUAAGGAAUUCCAAAAUAGAUAUGUUUUUGUUUGAUGAACGCUCUUUGUUCCCUAUGCCACUGAUGUCCCAAAAAAAAUUCACCUGGUGCUAAUGAAGCCUGUAAGUUUUCCUUGUUAGGCAGUGUAACCUAAAUGCUCCAUAUUUUGUAUGAACAGCAAGAUAUUGAUUAUUAAAUAUAUUAUUAAAAUGAGGGGGAGGGAGUGGGAUGGACUGGGAAUUUGGGGUUAGUAAGUGCAAACUAUUACAUUUAGAAUGGAUAAGCAAUGAGGUCCUACUCUAUAGCAUAGGGAACUAUAUCCAAUCACCUGUGAUAGAACAUGAUAGAAAAUAAUAUGAGAAAAAGAAUGUGUAUAUAAGUAUCGCUGGGUCACUUUGCUGUACAGCAGAAAUUGACAGAACAUUGUAAAACAACUAAUUUUUUUUAAAUGUCUACCUCAAAAAUAAAAGAUGACUUAAAAUUGAAUCUGUUGAUUAAAAUGAUUUUACC
Molecule: messenger RNA, 6591 nt
Organism: Sus scrofa (pig)
Lineage: Eukaryota; Metazoa; Chordata; Mammalia; Artiodactyla; Suidae
Gene: SLC17A3
Product: solute carrier family 17 member 3
Biological process (GO): monoatomic anion transport; transmembrane transport; urate transport
Cellular component (GO): apical plasma membrane
Molecular function (GO): urate transmembrane transporter activity; xenobiotic transmembrane transporter activity; voltage-gated monoatomic anion channel activity
Source: RefSeq, a predicted model, not a curated record